CUUCACACUACUUCCGGCCCCACUGCUGUGGCUUACGCUCCUGUGCUGCCGCCGGGGUUGUGUGGAAGGAGGGGAGCCCACGGUGACUAGAGGGAGUCCAGCCGGCCGAGAGAAUCGAAGAAAAUGUGAGCGUUAGCAACAUGAAGCCGGAAGGUGGGAAACCCGGGACUGUUGUCGCAGUUGUGACUGAACCUCGGUUUACCCAGCAGUACAGGGUCUAUCUUGAGAAGCAGCAACUCCUGGAUAGACAGCACCGUGUGGUAAAGAUGCCGGAUGGCACGGUGGCGCUGCCUGUGCUGGGAGAGACCCUCCUGGACCAGCACCUGCAGGAGCUGAGGAGUCGCGUGGCUCCAGGCAGCACCUGUAUGCUGACGCAGCUCCUGCACCCUGUACCUUCAAAGGCGGCCCAGAGUUGUUCACCUGCCCAGCGGCUAUGUCUUGAAGUGAGUCGCUGGGUAGAGGGCCGAGGAGUCACGUGGUCAGCUGAGUUGGAGGCUGAUUUGCCCCGAUGUUGGCAACGGCAUGGUAACCUCUUGUUGCUGAGUGAGGACUGCUUCCAGGCCAAGCAAUGGAAAAAUCUAGAACCAGAACUCUGGGAGACUGUUGCCUCGGCACUUGGCGUCCAGCGUUUAGCGAGACGAGGACGGAUAUCAGCGGAUGGCACUCGAACUCCAGCAGUGACUUUGCUGCUGGGCGACCAUGGCUGGGUAGAGCACGUGGAUAAUGGAAUCCGAUAUAAGUUUGAUGUGACCCAGUGCAUGUUCUCCUUCGGAAACAUCACCGAGAAGCUGCGAGUGGCAUCACUGUCCUGUGCUGGGGAAGUGGUGGUGGAUCUUUAUGCAGGGAUUGGUUAUUUCACACUGCCGUUUUUGGUUCAUGCUGGUGCUGCCUUCGUCCAUGCUUGUGAGUGGAACCCCCAUGCUGUAGUUGCUCUUAGAACAAACCUUGAGAUCAAUGGAGUCGCAGAUCGGUGCCAAAUACACUUUGGGGAUAACAGGAAGCUGAAGCUUUCCAACAUCGCGGACAGAGUGAACCUGGGGCUGAUUCCUAGCUCUGAAGAAGGCUGGCUCGUUGCCUGCCAAGUGCUACGACAGGAUGCUGGGGGCAUUUUGCAUAUCCACCAAAAUGUGGAAUCUUUCCCUGGGAAGAAUCUCCAGCCUUCUGGAAGCAGUGGAAUGGAGGAGGACCAAUGGCCUUAUCCUCAGCAAAUUAUCACCAACCAAGGGAAAAAUAGAACUACCAGCGAUUCUGGGGGAAAAAUGCUGGCAGGUGCCACCAAACCAGAGUGGAGAAAGUGGGCGGAAUCUGCAGAAACACGCAUUGCCGCUCUUCUUCAGCAGGUGCAUGGGAAACCGUGGAAGACACAGAUCCUGCACAUCCACCCAGUGAAAUCCUACGCUCCCCACGUGGAUCAUAUAGUCCUGGAUCUGCGAUGCCGCCCCUGUCCUCUUGUUGGUUAGAGGAGAUGGAUCCUGGGCAACUAGGGAUCCACACGUGAGCAACCCUGAAUGCAUCAGCUCAGUUUUCUCAGAGGACUUGCUGGAGAAUAGAUCCGCCUGGUCAAGAAGAGGCAACUAAUGGAACCAAGGAAGAGAGAGUGGAAGAUCCAGGAGGCUCAUGGAGUCCUUGUCACGUCAAUCCAGGAAUUUGAAAAAGUCCUGAAGGCUUCCUUUCUGAGCUUCAGUACUAGUUACCAGUUAAUGCUCCCACCUGAUGGACGUGUGAUUAAAAAAAUAAUUUUUCAAAA
Molecule: messenger RNA, 1747 nt
Organism: Loxodonta africana (African savanna elephant)
Lineage: Eukaryota; Metazoa; Chordata; Mammalia; Proboscidea; Elephantidae
Gene: TYW2
Product: tRNA methyltransferase 12 homolog
Exons: 2
Coding region: 141-1460 (439 amino acids)
Biological process (GO): wybutosine biosynthetic process; tRNA methylation
Cellular component (GO): cytoplasm
Molecular function (GO): tRNA methyltransferase activity
Source: RefSeq, a predicted model, not a curated record